Messenger RNA from Funneliformis mosseae, 1308 nucleotides. Lineage: Eukaryota; Fungi; Glomeromycota; Glomeromycetes; Glomerales; Glomeraceae. The record is from the annotation of a GenBank genome assembly.
AUGCCGAAAGAACCUAAAGCGAAGCGUCAAAAGGAGAAAGAAACUCCUCCACCACCUCCCUCGGAUAAUCCUCGUCAAUGUCAUUUUUGGGUAAAACGUAAGAGGCGAUACUGUCAUCUUCCAACAAAGAUCGAUAAUGACUUUUGUGGAGAACACGCAAUUUAUGAUGCAAAGAGAAAAGACAGAGAACGUAUUGUCUGCCCCUAUGACCCAUCGCAUACAGUGAAUAAGGAUGAACUCGAAAAACAUUUAGAAAAAAAAUGUAAUGCUCGUCCUCCACCAAUUCCAUCAUAUUUCUCUUUGAACAUCAAUUGUACUUUACCGUUCCCUGAAUUUGAAGAAAAAGUGACUCUUUCACAUCUUUCUAAAGAAACAUUAGAUAUACUGAUAAACAAUGUAAAUCAAUGGUUUCAAAAGCUUGUCCCUAGUAUAAAGACGGAAGUGUUGGAUCAUCUUGUUUUAAAGGAAAAAAAGGAAUCAACUAAAAAUGGAAAGCAUGCGGUUCAGCAAGCUUCUUUAAUCGGUCAUUUGAAAAGGUUACAAUUGCUACGCAAAGAUGCUUGUUUCAUAGAAUAUGGAUCCGGUAAAGGUGAAUUGUCUUAUUUCACAAAAUUAGCUGUUCAGGAUGAAGGCUCGGCUUCUUUCAUUUUGAUAGAUCGUAAGAAUACCCGUUGCAAGUUUGAUAAUGUAAUAAGAGGCACUUCAGAAAAGAAAUCAUUAGUGAAGCGUAUUGGAAUGGAUAUUAAAGAUUUGGAUUUAUCAAAAUUAGACCUUUUAAAGGGUAAAGAUGUUGUGGUAUAUUCCAAACAUCUUUGCGGAUCGGCAACAGACAUCACUUUAAAAUCAUUGGUCAAUCACGCAAAGUCUAAUACAGAUGGGAAUCCGGUCAUCGGAAUUAUCAUAGCGCUUUGUUGUCAUCAACUUUGUCGUUAUCAUAUGUUUCCAUACCAAGAAUAUCUUCAAGACUUUGGAAUUACGGAAAAUGAUUUUAAGCGAUUAUGCGCAAUGAGCAGUUGGGCAAUUUGUGGACAAAGAUCAACUGGAGAUAAAAACUUUACCGUUGAGGACGAUGAAGACAAUCAUGCUUAUGAUGAGGUAGAAGAUGAAGAGGAAAAUAACAAAAUGCAUUAUUCUGGUUUAGAGCAUUCGGAAAGAGAACAAUUAGGCUACAAAUGUAAACGAAUUAUAGAUGUAGGGAGAACAAAGUAUUUAGAAGCAAAUGGAUUUGAUGUGGAAUUAAUUUAUUAUGUUGAACCAUCAACUUCUCUAGAAAAUUUGGCAUUGAUGGCUAUACCAAAAAACAAAUGA